AUGGCUAGAGACUUGGAAGGGCUGACAGAGCUAGGACAGGAGGCGUGGGCUGCGCAGGUUGAGAGGCGAGCUGGGCCUGGCUCGACAUGGGCUACGCGCUGGAGCAUGGGCAAGCGACGAUGGGCCUUGCUGGCUGGCGCUGGGCUGCUCGGAGUAUGCAAACUGGGCUGCUCCCUUUAG
This is a messenger RNA of Prunus armeniaca (apricot), 180 nucleotides long. Lineage: Eukaryota; Viridiplantae; Streptophyta; Magnoliopsida; Rosales; Rosaceae. The record is from the annotation of a GenBank genome assembly.